Molecule: messenger RNA, 1411 nt
Organism: Hypomesus transpacificus
Lineage: Eukaryota; Metazoa; Chordata; Actinopteri; Osmeriformes; Osmeridae
Gene: gyg2
Product: glycogenin 2
Exons: 9
Coding region: 16-1245 (409 amino acids)
Cellular component (GO): cytoplasm
Molecular function (GO): glycosyltransferase activity
Source: RefSeq, a predicted model, not a curated record
CCUUGGAUACCAGCCAUGUCAGCUCCACAGGCCUACGUUACCUUGGCCACCACAGAUGCCUACUGCAUGGGGGCCAUGGCGGUGGGUCGGAGUCUGCGGCGGCACGGGACAACCCGCCAGCUUGUGGCAAUGGUCUCACCCAACGUCUCUGUGGAAGCACGGCGUGCCCUUGGCCAGGUGUUUGACGAUGUGCUGAUGGUGGAUGUUCUGGACAGCAGGGACCAGUCUCACCUAUCCUGGCUGGGCCGACCGGAGCUAGGGGUCACCUUCACCAAGCUCCACUGCUGGACCCUCACCCAGUACAGCAAGUGUGUGUUCCUGGACGCAGACACACUUGUGCUUUGUAACGUGGACGAUCUGUUUGAGCGUGAGGAGUUCUCUGCUGCUCCUGACCCCGGCUGGCCAGACUGCUUCAACUCAGGAGUGUUUGUCUUCAGGCCUUCUAUGGACACCCACGCCAGGCUAAUGCAACACGCACAACAACAUGGAAGCUUUGACGGAGGGGACCAAGGACUCCUUAACACGUUUUUCAGUGACUGGGCUGUUAAAGACAUCAGCAAACACCUUUCAUUUCUCUACAACCUCAACGCCAAUGCUGUCUACACCUACCUACCUGCUUUCAGACAGUAUGGCCACAAGGCUAAGAUAGUCCAUUUCCUCGGCUCGGUCAAGCCAUGGCAUUUACGCUCCACCUCCCAGAUAGAAGGAAACACAGGCCCUUCCCUCGGUCAGUUUGCCAACCUGUGGUGGGAGGAAUACCUCAACCAUACAGUCCCCCAUGUGACCCAUACAGAGACCACGCCUAGUCAACCCAGUCAAGACUCAGGGAAACAGAAAGACAGUCUGGAGAGAGAAGCUGAGGAGUCCUUCGUUGAUAACCAGAAUAUUUUGGACUUGCUGUUCAGAAAUCUCUCGUUGACCCCAGAGGAGCCCAGUUCACCUGUGAGACUGAAGGAGAUGCGUACAGAACCAGAGGACAUGCUGUUGGAGGAGGAGGGAGGAGCGGAAGAGUGGACAGAGACUCAGGAGGAGGGAGGAGCGGAAGAGUGGACGGAGACUCAGGACCCUCCUGAAAGUGAGGAAAGGUCAGAGGUCACUGAUGACAGCUACAAAGACCCUGAAACAGAGAAGACGGAGAAGGAUGACUUGGAACAUCGCAGACUGUGGGAGGCAGGACAGGCAGACUACCUGGGAAAGGAUGCUUUCGCCAACAUCCAGAAGAAACUAGACACAUUUCUGGAUUAGCUUGUUAUGCCAAAGUCACGGUGUUUUAUUGUUAAUUACUGUAUGCACGCAGUUACCUGUUGGUGUCUGCACAGGCGGUUGUUGUAGCAUUAUCCAGUCAGGUGUUUGUGCUGAAAUGUAGAUAAUGGCUUAUUUGUUUCACACAAUAAAAAACGAUUAUAGCAGA